CAGCUGCACAUGUAAGAGCUAAACAUCCUACUGCUUGCCUUGUUUGGGUGGAGGCACAUUAUGUAAACAUAACAAGAGCAUACUGUGCCUCUUCACUAAUAUCCGUGUGGCUAUUUAAACAAAUGCAACUCGUCGUUUUGUAAACUUACAGUAAUCACUUAGAAUAAUGUUAGGCAGGGUUUGCACACAUGCAGGAUUUUAGGACUGAGGAGAAUGCUCGGUCUGCUUAUGUAAAAGGUCUGAGGCAGCAGAAAGCAUUGUCUGGCUCCAGAGUUACUAGUGACUGACAGGUUAGACUAACCAAUGCUUACUGAGCUAUUUCUAUCAAAUCACCUUCGUUGUCAAAUCCAGUUGUUCACACUUAACCAGUCAAGAAGUUAACUUAUUUUUUAAAUAAAGAUAAUAGCUGACUGAGUCGCAUCUGCCGCCCUAAAAUCUAGCCUUUAAUUGUGAUUUGGCGCAGCAAUACAUCAGAUACCUCAGGCCAGCGCUGACUGUGUUGCCGCAGCGCUGAAAGUCAUGGAUGCAUUUUUUUUUUCCUCCUGAUGGGCGUGUUUUCAUUCAGCUAACGGAACUGGAAGAAAAGCACAACUUGCAGUCGGGCACUUCGGAUCACACUGAAAGGCCUGCACCGAUGUAAAACUGCUCCGAUUAAACAAAUUCAGCAAUUGCAACGGCGCCAUCAAAUAAGAUGAAACGAGUUCGGUGAUAGAAAUCUGGCGACAGCGCACGCAAAAAACAGCGAGACACGCGAUCGUUAAAAUAAAACUCAGAUUUUUCAGGACAUCGCGGGUUCCGGCCGUUCGUGCUUAGAACUGAAGAGUUUGAUCUAAUCGUAACCCAUCUCUCAGCAUUUGUGACCACUGAAGAGAACGCGAUGCAAAGCGACGAGUCGGGGCCGAGCGGACCUAAGGGCACAGAGUGUCCGAGCGCAGCUCCAGAGGAGAAGAAGCCGCCGAGUGACGGGGACACAGAGGCUGCCAAACCACAAGGGAUCAGCGCAGUUGCGGUGCUGUGGACAUUUGGGAAGUGCCUGACUGCUCUGCUGCCCGUCUACCUGGCCGGAUACUACCGGGUCAGCACCAGUUUGUUGGUGUUCGGUUUGAUGGUCUACACGGGAUGGAAACAUGCCCGAGAAGCAAAGGAAACACGCCUGCGGUCUGCCAUGCAGCUGCUCAGCAACGAGCAGGAGUACACAUCGAUGAAAGUGUCCAAAAGCAAGCGAGACCUGCCUGCUUGGGUAAGCUUUCCAGAUGUGGAGAAAGUUGAAUGGCUGAAUAAGGUGUUGCAGCAGGUAUGGCCCUUUGUUGGCCAGUACCUUGAGAAACUGCUGGUGGAAACCAUCGCUCCGUCUAUCCGGGCCUCGAGCAGCCACCUCCAGACUCUGAGCUUCACCAAGGUGGACAUGGGAGACAAGGCCAUGAAGGUUGUAGGAAUCAAGGCACACACAGAAAAUGACAAGGGACAAGUGCUUCUAGAUCUGUAUAUCAGCUAUGUUGGUAAUGUCGAGAUCAAUGUUGAGGUGAAGAGAUAUUUCUGCAAAGCAGGAGUCAGUGGAAUACAGCUGCAUGGGAUGAUGCGGGUGAUUCUGGAGCCUCUGAUUGGAGAUGUGCCAAUAGUGGGUGCGGUCACCAUGUUUUUCAUCCGGAGGCCGAAACUGGACAUCAACUGGACUGGAUUGACUAAUUUGUUGGAUAUUCCUGGACUGAAUGUCAUGUCUGAUAGCAUGAUCAUGGAUGCCAUUGCCUCCUUCUUGGUGUUGCCCAAUCGCCUGACUGUUCCCCUGGUUCCAAAUCUGCAUGUGGCCCAGCUGCGUUCUCCAUUGCCCAGGGGUGUGGUACGUAUCCACCUACUGGAAGCAGAUAAUUUAGCCGCCAAGGACAGCUACAUCAAGGGUGUGAUGGCUGGCAUGUCUGACCCCUACGCCUUGUUGAGAGUCGGCCCUCAGACCUUCACAUCCCAACACAUAGACAACACACUCUCUCCCAAGUGGGGAGAAAUGUAUGAGGUUAUAGUCCAUGAAGUGCCUGGUCAGGAGUUGGAGGUGGAGGUUUAUGACAAAGACCCAGACCAGGAUGAUUUCCUGGGCAGGACCAAGUUGGAUUUGGGCAUUGUGAAGAAAUCCAUUGCUGUUGAUGAUUGGUUCACUUUGAAAGACGCCCGUUCAGGACGAGUCCAUCUCAGACUGGAGUGGCUGGCCUUGCUGCCCAGCACCGAUCGACUGGAGCAGAUCCUGAAGAGGAAUGAGAGUGUGACGAGCAAGACAGCUGAUCCACCGUCUUCAGCCAUCUUGGUUGUCUAUCUGGACAAGGCUGAGGCACUUCCUAUGAAGAAGGGGAAUAAGGAGCCCAAUCCCAUGGUACAGCUGUCUGUGCAGGACAUCACUCGAGAGAGCAGGACUUGUUACACAACCAUCAAUCCAGAGUGGGAGGAAGCAUUUACCUUCUUCAUCCAGGAUCCACACAAACAGGACAUAGACAUACAGGUGAAGGAUGUGGACCGUGUGCAGACACUGGGUAGUCUGACACUCCCUCUUUCCCGCUUGCUGUCCAGUGCUGAUCUUUCAUUGGACCAGUGGUUCCAGCUGGACAAAGCUGGACCGGCCAGUCGCAUCUCCAUCAAGGCAGUGCUCAGGGUCCUGUGGUUGGAUGAGGAACAUAUUUCAGCUGAUGUAUCAUCCAGUCUGGAGGCUGGACUGUCCAAACAGCGGCCCCAGGAGACCUCCCCACAUCCCAGCUUUGCCACUGAGGGACUACUCAGAAUUCACCUCUUGGCUGGCCAGAAUCUGGUGCCUAAAGAUAACCUGAUGGGGGGCAUUGUGAAGGGCAAGAGUGACCCCUAUGUCCAGAUCAACAUUGGGGGUGAAACAUUCACAAGUCAGGUCAUCAAGGGGAAUCUCAACCCCACCUGGAAUGAGAUGUAUGAGGUGGUCCUGACCCAGCUGCCUGGUCAGGAGCUGCAUAUGGAGGUGUUUGAUAAAGACAUGGACAUGAAGGAUGAUUUCAUGGGCAGGCUGAAGAUCAGUUUGAAGGACAUCAUUGAUUCUCAGUACACCGAUCAGUGGUAUACUCUGAGUGAUGUAAAGUCUGGUCGGGUUCACCUGGUACUGGAAUGGGUUCCCACAGCCUCAGAAUCAGACAGACUGGACCAGGUUAUUCAGUUCCAUUCCAGACAGUCGUACCAGAACAAGGCGGUUCCCUCAACUGGCCUGCUGUUUGUAUAUGUCGAGCAGGCAGACGGCCUACCUUUGAAGAAGAGCGGCAAAGAGCCGAAAGUGGGAGCUGAGCUUUCUCUUGGACAAACCUCCCACAAAACUACGGUGUGUGAUCGCACAACAUCGCCUCAGUGGAAUGAGGCCUUCCACUUCCUGGUUCGUGACCCCAGAGAGGAUAUACUUGUAGUUAAGUUGUCCCACAGCUGGACCUUGCCCAUUGGCUCCCUGGUGGUUCCUGUCCGAGACCUGCUGUCUGAACCACAGCUGGUCCUGGACCAGUGGCUCCAUCUGGAUGGAGCUUCACCUGCGAGUCAGAUCCUGCUGAGGUCUGAACUCAAGAUGCUGAUUCCUACUAAAUGCCCCGGUGCCACUGAAAAGGCUAAACCCAGCUCUGCUUCAGAGCCGUCCCCUGCUCGGCAAAAACUGGAGACAGACAGGGUGCAGAGGUCAAGCUCUGUGGACGCUCCUCCUGUGGAAACCAUUACUCCAGUCUCUGUGUGUGAGGAUGUUGAUGUGCAGGAAGUUUCAGCUGAUGUGAUUCAAGAGGAAGAGGAAGAAUCCCAAAGUCCUCCUGUAGUACAGCCUCCACAUACUUCCCCAGACCCCAGCUUUGCCACUGAGGGGUUGCUGCGGAUCCACCUGCUGGAGGCUCAGAGUCUGAUUGCCAAAGAUAAGCUUAUGGGCUUCAAGGGUAAGAGUGACCCUUACGCUAAAAUCAAUGUCGGGGAGGUCAUACUCAAGAGUCACGUGAUCAAGGAGAAUCUCAAUCCAACCUGGAAUGAGAUGUAUGAGGUGGUCCUGAGGCCUGAGUCAGGAGUGGACGUGCAGGUAGAGGUGUAUGAUAAAGACAUGGACAGAGAUGACUUUUUGGGCAGAUUCAGCAUCAGCUUGGAGGAUGUUAUCCAGUCCCAGUACACAGAUCAGUGGUACACUCUGAAUGAGGUGAAGUCGGGUCAGGUCCAUCUGAUACUGGAGUGGGUUCCAACAGUGUCUGAAACUGACAGACUGGAAAAAGUGCUGCAGCUUCAGUCUGCCCAGGCUUACCAGAACAAGGCCGUUCCCUCUGCUGCUCUACUCUUUGUCUGUGUGGAGAGAGCACACUCACUGCCUUUAAAGAAAAGUGGGAAGGAGCCCAAAGCUGGUGCUGAGCUUGUUCUUGGCGACACAACAUACAGAACCAAGGUGUGUGAACGCUCCAGAUCACCUCAGUGGGAUGAGGCCUUCUACUUCUUGAUUCGUGACCCCAAAGAGGAGAUGCUCAUACUGAAGUUGUCCAGCGGCUGGGAUCAGCCAAUGGGAUCUCUGGUGCUUCCAGUAAGAGAGCUGCUCUCUGAACCAGAGCUGGUCCUGGACAAGUGGCUCCAGCUGGAUGGAGCCGGACCUGAGAGUGAGAUCUUGCUGAGGGCUGAGCUCAAGGUCCUGAACUCUAAAAUGACCGAAGCUCCCCAGGGACCUCUGACAGGUACAAAAGAAGAGGAACCGGUCAUCACCACUGAGCAGUCAUUCACAGCACCGAGCGAGGAGAGGCUAAGCUCUGAGCUGCCAUCUGAUGAGUCUGGUGCAGUAUGCAGCCAGCCUAAAGACCCUGAUGCAGUGGAGAGGGACGCUGCAGCCACCAUGGAAGAGGCUGCUGCUGCUGAGCCAGCUGCCAUGCACGCUGACCCAGAUGCCCACCCUGUUGCUCCGCUGGUGGAGGAGCCGACAGACGCAAAAGAGCCGACCCCGCAGGCAGUCACAGCAGCAGCAAAGGGAGAGUUUCAGCCGUGGCAAGUGCCAACAGAGGGUAGGACUGCUGUAGACAACCUCGCCCAUGCCACGGUGACUGGUCUUCCCUCUGAGCCAGCAGAGCUCACAGAAGAACUCCAACCUGGUGAAGACCUACCACAACACACCAGCCCUAGCCAGGACUUCAGUAGUGAGGGGGUGCUGAGAAUCCACCUGCUGGAGGCCCAGAGUCUGGUCGCCAAGGACAACCUGAUGGGGGGCAUGGUGAAGGGCAAGAGUGACCCUUAUGUCAAGAUCAAUAUUGGUGGGGUCGCAUUCAAGAGUCACGUGAUCAAGGAGAAUCUCAACCCAACCUGGAAUGAGAUGUAUGAGGUGGUUUUGAGCGGGCAAGGUGACCAGGAGAUCCAGUUUGAAGCUUUUGAUAAAGAUUUAGACGCUGAUGACUUCCUUGGCAGAUUCAGCAUUAGGCUGAAUGAGGUUAUCAGGUCCCAGUACACAGAUCAGUGGUACACUCUGAAGGAUAUAAAGUCUGGCCGGGUUCACUUGAUACUGGAGUGGGUUCCUACAGUCUCAGAGUCAGUCAGACUUGACCAGGUGCUGCAGCUCCAGUCGCUCCAGUCUUACCAGAACAAAAGCGUUCCUUCUGCUGCUCUGCUUUUUGUCCACUUGGAGAGAGCACAUUCACUGCCUCUGAAGAAGAGUGGAAAGGAGCCCAGAGCAGGAGCUGAGCUUGUCCUUGGUGAAACAACGUACCGAACCAAGGUGUGUGAUCGCGGUGUCUCUCCUCAGUGGAGUGAGUCCUUUUACUUCCAGGUCCGUGACCCCAAACAUCAGAUGCUUAUCAUAAAGUUGUCCAGUGCCUGGGACCAGCCAAUGGGAUCUCUGGUGGUUCCUGUCAGAGACCUGCUGUCAGAGCCACAGCUGAUCCUGGACCAGUGGUUCCAACUGGACGGAGCAGCACUUGAGAGUCAGAUCCUGCUGAGGGCUGAACUCAAGAUUCUGGCGUCCAGAAUGGUGGACAUGAUAAGUGCAGGCACUCUGCCCUGUGCAGCCUCUGGCUGUGGAUCUGGAAACGGGCAGGUGAAGUUGUCUCUUUCCUACGCCUCACAGGAGGAGAGGCUCGUCGUCAUUGUCCAUGCCUGCAGAGGUCUGUUGUCUCAAGGUAAGGAUGGAGUAGACAGCUAUGUCUCCCUCAUGCUGCUGCCAGACAAAAGCAAGGCCACCAAGAAGAAGACAGCUGUGAAGAAGAGAGACCUCAACCCUGAAUACAAUGAGAGGUUCGAGUAUGAUCUACCUGUGAAAGAGACAAGAUUCAGGCGCCUCAGUGUGUCAGUGAAGAACAAUUCUUCCUCGUUCAGGAGCCGAGACGUCCUUGGACAGGUGCAGAUUGAGCUGUCCCAAAUUGACUUGGAUUCCGGUGUCACUGAAUGGUUUGAUCUGAAAGAUGAGGCCGAGUAGUGGAUCUGUCUUCUGAUAUCAUAUUAUUAUUAUGAUGAUGAUGAUGAUGUCGCCUUGGCAUUGUGCCACUGCUGCAAUUCACGCUGAUGCCUUCCCUUCUACACUUCCAGAAACCACUGUGGCAGCCUUACCUGCAUUCACCUGUUUUUCUGCCUGUUAAUGUAUACCAUAGAAUUAGAUUGUACUGUAUAUGCACACACAUCAAUACCCUAUAUUGAUAUAUUCCCCUGUCAGUUCCCUCACCAAAGAGACUUACUGUAGGCUGAACUACUUUGUUGUGAUCAAGAUGAAGUAUGAGUUUGAUUGAAGGAUACUUUUUUUUUUUUUUGAGGAGAUUGGUUAGGCUAAUUUAGUAUACACAGGCUGACAAAAAGUAAUGCCACAUCCUGUAUGUUGUUGCAUUGUUUGCUUUUAUUCUUCUUGCAAAGAAUUGGUUGACUUUUUUUGUUUGUUUCUUUUACCACUUAAUGCAAAUGCCAUUUCAGUAUUUUACAUCUGUCUCAUGACAGGUUUACGUUUUAUUUCUUUUAUGUUUCACAGCACUUUGCUUUGUCUCUCAAUGCUACAUUGACAUGUUUGAAAAUAAUGGACUUUUAUAUUUUUUUUUUCUACAGUUGAGACAUGUAGCCUAUUUGUUAUUAUGCCAACAUUAAGUUACAGUAUGUUUGUCAUUUUUGUGUAUAUUUGCAAGGAUUAUGGUUUGCAUGGGAUGUAGGCUGUUGUUGGUGGGAAGAUGAUUGUAUAAUGACAAUAAACAGAUUUUGCACAUGUCA
Molecule: messenger RNA, 7170 nt
Organism: Myripristis murdjan (pinecone soldierfish)
Lineage: Eukaryota; Metazoa; Chordata; Actinopteri; Holocentriformes; Holocentridae
Gene: esyt1b
Product: extended synaptotagmin-like protein 1b
Exons: 52
Coding region: 878-6397 (1839 amino acids)
Biological process (GO): lipid transport
Cellular component (GO): endoplasmic reticulum membrane
Molecular function (GO): phosphatidylinositol binding; phosphatidylethanolamine binding; calcium-dependent phospholipid binding
Source: RefSeq, a predicted model, not a curated record